GAAAUACUGAAAUGAGCAGUAACUCCUUGAUAAAGUUCCUUGAAAGCCAAGUUCAGCGGACCCAGGCUAAUCUGACCAAACUUUCAGAAAAAGUUGAUGAAUUUGAGUUCAGAAAUAUGCAGUUUAAAAAAGUUGACGAUGUCCUUGACAAAAUGAUGCUUCAAAUAAAGAGGCUCCAGACUGAGAAAGAUCAGACAACUAGAAAUUUGGAGAACAAGAUGCUGAUCCUCGAAGAAAAGGUGGAUUUUGCUACUAAUUUCCCUAAUAAGGACUUAAACGAAACCCAGGAGAUCAAAUAAACUGCUUGAUGGCCAACUUAGAGACUUUGAGUACAAACUCCGCUCAGAAUAUGAAUUCCUCGUAAAAGACAUGAAAUCAGUCCAAGCCAUGCAUCUUGACUGCCAAUGAGAGUCAAAACUUAUGGAAGUAGAAAGGAGACUCAACAGGACCUUAGAACAGCAGGCUAAAGAUAUCGCACUGGAUGUCAAUCAGAUUGAGAGAAGAAUCUCUUCUUCAUUCAUAGCGAUGGAUAGCGAUGCUAUGGCUGAUAAAUCCCAAGUGUUUGAUAAGUUCUUAAAUGAAGUCAAUACUAAGUUCUAUAACAUUGAAAAGCAAGUCAACUCUUUGGAAAUGAAAGUACUCAAAUCUGAAAGCACAGAGGAGGGGUUCAAGGUUCACAAUUCAAGCAUCCCAUAUGUUGAGAGAACAGACUUGAAGCUAUUGGAAGCAAGGAUGGAUGACAAAUUUGAGGGCUUGGUUCAUAACUUAUCAAGCUUGACACAGAAAGUUGCUAUCAAGAACAGGAGUUUUGAAUCACAGUUUGAAACUCUUGAGAAUACUAUUGCAAAUAGCCUUCUUUCAAAAUCUAAGCGCGUUAGAAAUAGAACUGCAUCGACUAGGAGAAGUCAUGUAAGACCAAAAUUAGCUCCUCUUCCUAAAAGCCACUCAAGAACAAGAAAGUCAUCGGUUAAGAAAUCAAACAGAGCAAAAGAGUUAAGGAAAUCUGCUAAAACAAGGAACAAAAAGUCAAUUCGAAGGACUAAGAGCCGCAACAAAAAGGAUCAAGCAAAAACUACUUACUCUCAUGAUGACUAUAUAAUCUCAGAGUCUGCUUGCGAAGAUGCUCGCUCAUAUCGCCCAUCCGUCCAUUUCGCUACGGAUGAAGUGACACCCCAAAAUGCAGAUGGUGGAAUAUCUCUAAAUGAAUUUCAGUUUAAUACAGAUUCUUUAGAUCAUUACAAGAGUAUCUCUCUAUUAGAUUUCGAAAAUUUUAAUGACAACAAGACUUCUCAAAAACAGAAAGAUCUAUUAAACCAGGCAAGAAAGGAGGAAUUCCAAAAUUUCGUGGAAAAGGAAAAGAAGCAGGCUCACACAAAUGACCAAGAUGUUUAUGGCCUUGAAGAUAAAAACCCUAAUUCUAAUGAAGGGUACUGCCCGAUAAAUGUAGUCCAGCACAAAAUUAGCAAGAGUUAUACCCACGAGGAUCCAAAAUCAGAGGUGUACAAAGAACUGAAACAAAGCGUAGCAGGACAAUUCCAAGAGAAAUCUAGCAGAGAGCAAACUUUCGAGUCCAAUCCUAACUGGGCUGGAGGAAAAGAAAAUGACAGAAAUCAUAAAAACAUUACCUUUGCCAAGUCAGACUCGAAUAUGAGCACAAUUAAAUCCAAUACCUCAUUGAAGCAAACAAAGAAAAUGGAGAAGCUUGAAAAGUUGUAUAAUGAACUCUCGAUAUUACAAAAAUCAAUGAAUUAA
This is a messenger RNA of Moneuplotes crassus, 1752 nucleotides long. Lineage: Eukaryota; Ciliophora; Spirotrichea; Euplotida; Euplotidae. The record is from the annotation of a GenBank genome assembly.